GAGCGCAUGCGUGGGUGUAAGAGGCUUGUCUAGUCUCCGUGGUGAGGAAUAUUUGUGUCGCUGGAGGAAGAAGUAGCACAGACCGACGGAAGGCGGGCGUGGGAGGAGCUGCCGCCGCUGCCGCCUGUCCGGGGCCUUAGGAAGGAGUUGGCUGAAGUGGGCACCUGAGGCCAAAGCCUUGGAAUGAGGAGGCGGCGGCGGCGGAGGAGGAGGUGGAGGCGGCUGCUGCUGUGAGGGAGGGAAGAAAAGAAAGGAAACGGGGGAGGAAAGACGGAGCGAAAGAGAAGAGGGGGGGCGACCGAGUGACGGCGCGCACAUCCCAAGGCGCUGCCGGCGCUGUCCCGCUCCCCCGGGCCGCCAAAAUGGAUGAACAGGAGGCCUUGAAUUCUAUCAUGAAGGACUUGGUUGCACUCAAGAUGAGCCGGCGUCCCAGAUUGUCUGGUUUUGAUAGCAUGAAGACCAAAGACUCUCCACAUUCACACAGACAGAAAAAACACAAUACCAGCAACUCAGCUGUUCUGGGCAACCAGUGUGCUCGUGCAGCGGAGGACAAAAAGGCUCAGAAUGACAUCCGGAUAAAGUUUGAAUAUAAUGGGGAAAGGCGAAUUAUCCCUUUCACCCGGCCCGUUCGCUAUGAAGAUGUGCAGCAGAAAGUGAAAACAGCUUUUGGGCAGCCGCUAGAUCUCUAUUACCUGAAUAAUGAGUUAACUAUUCCUUUGAAAAGUCAAGAUGACCUUGAUAAGGCAAUAGAUCUUUUAGAUCGAAGUGCAAAUGUGAAAAGCCUUAGAAUAUUACUGCUUUCUCAGGACAGAAACCAUACUAGUUCAUCAUCCCAUUCUGGGAUGCCAAAGCAAGUCAGAAUCAAAACUUCGCAAUCAAUGGGAGAUGUGAACGCUGCCUACCAGCCACCUGAAACCAGAAGCAGGCACCUGUCCAUCAGUUCUCAGAAUACAGGCCGAAGUUCGCCACCUCCAGGGUAUGUCCCAGAGAGACAACAACGAAUCGCUCGUCAGGGGUCUUACACGAGCAUCAACAGUGAAGGGGAAUUCAUCCCAGAGACCAGCGAACAAUGUAUGUUGGAUCCUUUAAGCAGUGCUGAAAACUCUAUAUCUGGCAGUUGUCAGUCAUUGGACCAGUCAGGAGACAGCCUCUCCUUUCGAAAAUCCUGCAUGUCCAGGGCUCAGAGUUUCCCAGAUAAUAGGCAAGAGUUCUCAGAUCGUGAGAAUCAAAUAUUUGACAAAGCAGAGAAAGGUGGGACGUACCCUCGGCGUUACCAUGUCUCCAUGCAGCUCAAAGAUUAUAGUGAUGGACGGAGGACGUUUCCACGUAUUCGACAUCACCAGGGCAACCUCUUCACACUAGUGCCAUCUAACCGCUCGUUGAGCACCAAUGGGGAGAACCUUGGCCUGACAGUGCAGUAUCUAGACCCUCGUGGGCGCUUGCGGAGUGCUGACAGUGAGAAUGCUCUCACUGUGCAAGAGAGGAACAUUCCAACCAAAUCUCCAAGUGCUCCAGUCAAUUGGCGACGAGGUAAACUCUUAGGACAAGGUGCCUUUGGCCGUGUGUACUUGUGCUACGAUGUGGAUACAGGCAGAGAACUUGCAGCUAAGCAGGUCCAGUUUGACCCAGACAGUCCUGAAACAAGCAAGGAAGUGAGUGCUUUGGAGUGUGAGAUUCAGUUGUUGAAGAAUCUUCAGCAUGAGCGCAUUGUCCAGUAUUAUGGAUGCUUGAGGGACCGAGCAGAGAAGACCCUGAGCAUAUUCAUGGAGUACAUGCCAGGGGGUUCUGUCAAAGACCAGCUGAAGGCUUAUGGUGCACUGACGGAAAAUGUGACACGGAAGUACACUCGGCAGAUUCUUGAAGGAGUCUGUUACCUCCACAGCAACAUGAUUGUACACAGGGAUAUAAAGGGAGCUAAUAUUCUCCGGGACUCUGCUGGCAAUGUGAAGCUUGGGGACUUUGGGGCUAGCAAGCGGCUGCAGACGAUCUCCAUGUCUGGGACCGGCAUCCGUUCUGUCACUGGCACUCCCUAUUGGAUGAGUCCGGAGGUGAUCAGCGGGGAAGGUUAUGGAAGAAAAGCAGAUGUCUGGAGCCUUGCCUGUACUGUGGUGGAGAUGUUAACAGAGAAGCCACCCUGGGCAGAAUAUGAAGCCAUGGCAGCCAUUUUCAAGAUUGCCACACAGCCAACUAACCCACAGCUCCCUUCCCACAUUUCAGAAAGUUGCCGAGACUUUCUAAAGCGGAUCUUUAUAGAAGCCAGGCAGAGACCCUCCGCUGAAGAGCUGCUGCGGCAUCACUUUGCACAGCUCCCAUACUGAAUUACUACCCUUACCCCUGAAACAGCACUUCUUCCUCAGCUUUCAACAUCUUUCUUUUUUGAAGAUGCUGUGCUGUGGCCCUUAUGAGAGUAACAGCUCCAGAUGCUGGCACUGGUGUCCUAUUUGCCUAGAAAGGCAGUGUUUGAGGAGCAAAGCAGAGACAUCAGCUGCUCCUAUUUGGUUAUCUUCUUUUUGGAUUGAUGCUUCUAGUAGCUGUGCAAUCUACAUCUGCAUCUCUGUUCUUCUCUGUGCUGUCAUGGAAUGUUUGAUGGCAUGCUCAUCAGCGAUGGCACAUGAGCUGGGAGCGAUCUCACUUGAAUGUAGCUGUGCAUCAGAAGUUGGUCCAAAGGCGAAGAGGAUGAAUCAGAACUUGUGAUAAGCUGCUAAAAGCUACAAAAGUGUGUUGGCUAGCGUUCGUUUCACAGGUCCACGUGACCUUAUCAAGUCAAGUGCCACGAGAACAUGGACUCAGUUAUUAUAUAUAAUUAUUAUAUAUUUUUCUUAAGUAUUCAGCAUCUGAAAGUGUUCAGAAAAUAUUGAUUUAGAAGAAUAUGUGAAUAGUGUUUUUAUGACAAACCCAAGGAGCUGGAGGCAGGUUCUACUUUUUUUCUCCUUUUAUCCCCCUCCUGUCCACAUUUCUGGAUGAUGAGAAAGGGAGUUCCAAUGGAACAUAAGCACAGUGAGGGCCUGCACAAUAAAAGGUCCCCGAGUGAGGGAAUCAAGCUUCAUUUUGACAGAGCUGUCUGAAGGUGCAAUUCAGGGCUGUGCAUCCUGUGUCUAUGCAAUAACUGUGUGCUAACACAGAAUUUAGUAUCUGGCACAAAAAAUCAGCACCCUGAGACUCAAUGCAUCUAACAUUUAUUUAUUUUAACUUAAUUUUUUCAAAGCAAGUUUCUAGUCUUCAUGACUCCAGAGAAACUAUAAAUGCAGAAACUUUGGGAAGUUCCUGGUGACUUCUUAGAAGCCAGAGGGAGCUGAACAGGACACAUGGGGUUUGUGAUUAGUGCCCCUUCCACAAAUAACAAAAGCCAAAUAAAUGAUGAAAAACAAGUAUAUGGAAUUUUACUUUAUUUGCAUAAUUUAUUCAGAUCAUAGAACAUGUCAUUUUUAUGGAUUAUUUUAGCACAAAUGCUGGAUAUAGAGAGGGAUUAUUGUGUGUGUGGAUAGCUACUGCUUGGAGUUGAUGAUACAGCUCCCUGCAUUGGAGUUUCAUACAACUGGCCUUUAUGCCACAGUUAUAGCUACAGCUUUCCUAUGAAAACACCCUGACUGGCAUCCUUCUGAGCCUCAGAAUCUUCUAUAUGUUCAUUAGAUAGCUUCUUCCAUCCAAGAUUCUUCUGCAGAACAGCCACUGGUGCCAUACUCAAGUUUUUGCCAGUCUUUCUAACCAAAGAUUAUUCAAGUACUGCCAAGAUCUUAUUUCAGGAAAAAAUAAAGCACUGCUGCUAAGCCUAGAUGGAGGACUUUCAGCAUUCCAUACUGAGGAGGGACAUCUUCAGGCACAUGUAGAAAAAAGGGGGUUUUGCCUUGCUUGCCUAAUUAAUUGUUUUGAGAUUUCCAUGUGAUCUUAGGUAACAUUUUUAUAAAUGGAAACACAACUGAGCAAUACAGGUGUAUGAGAUAUAUAUGCAAAACCUCUAGUUAUGACAAUGUUUUCAUACAGUCAUAUACCCUUGCAGUUGUGCAACAUGAGGACAAGGUCUACUGAUUUCAAAUGUUGUAUUAUCUGUUAGCUAGGAAUCCUGGGGAUUUUAAAAGGGGCAUUCAUGACAAAUUAAUUACAGGAAGUCUGAGAAGUAUCCUUAAUGAAAGACCUUUGUUUUUCAGAUGUUUAGUUGCCAAGAGAAAUAUUCUUGUUUAUCUUAUAAAACUUUGGUAUUAGAACCAGGUAUACUCAGACAGGGCUGUAAGAUAAGCACCUCACAUUCCAGAAAUUUUAGUUUCAAAAAUUUACUUACUAGAUAACUGAACAAUUUAACCUUUUGUAUUGUGCUGCAAAAAUAAUGUGGACUUCCAUUAUGUAAUGUUUCCAUUGCUUGUUCUUGGCCUUGAAAAUGCAGUUUAUUCAUCCUUGUCCCAAUCAAGAUUCCUUUAACAGGCACCUUUACAACAACUUAAGGUAGUCAGCUGUUUUCACCUGUGCAAAGUUGAGGUUUGCGCCCAUCUCUCAGCUUUGUAAAUGUUUACUUAAAUCACAAGAUGGCAACCUACCAGGCUGACAUGUUGGUAACAGGCAGGCCCAGGCAAUGCUUCCAAUGGAUCGGCAGUAGCAUAUUUUUGAAGCAGAAUGUAGUCAGUAUGUAAAUAAAAUGUAACAAAAAUAAGAGUUCCUUCUCCCUCCCUUGUAAGAGUGGCAAGGUGCAACAUGGCUACUCUGAUCUGCUUAAGCCUUCCAGAAUGCUACUUUAAGAAUGGAUCUGUUUUCUGAUGCGGAAUCCAGGGUUUGAGAAAAUAAUGUGAUUUGUUCAUUUCAAAUUAAUGAAACUUUAGUGAUUUUUUUCUUUAUCUCACCUGCCAACAUGUUUGUUGGACUUGAAGAUAAAAAAGGCCUGAAGGUUUUGUCACGAAACAUAACCGUACUCUUAUCAAAACAACUGUUGUCUGUGUGUCCUGUGACUCAGCAUAGGCCCAACAGCAGAGUUCCUUCCUCCACCUGUCUCCAAGAAUGUGAUAUGUUGGCUUGAUUCCUCCUUUGUAUGAUACUCUCCAAUUCAUGGACCCAGAGCCGCUGAUUCAGCAUAUGAAAUAAGCCAAAGCAUUCUUGUAUGGUCAGUGAUGCACUUUUACAAAUGUGUUUAUAUCACUCUGUUUGUUACGCUUUUUACAUCAUGUAAACAAAUGGUGAUGCCUCAUACUUUUCUUAUUUAUAUUGUAUUUGUUGAUUUUUUAAAUAGAUAUGUAUAGCAACUGUUAGGGGGGAGGGAGGGAGAAAAUUGACACCUUUUGUGAAUUUUAAAAGCGGGGAGAGAAGCAGCUGGUUUUGCAGAGAAUUUGAUUAUAGUUUUAUAACAAAAUGUGUUAAGCCAAAAUACCUCUUUAUUUCCUCACUUGGGGCUUGGGGCCAGUGGGGAUGUUUGUUUUAUAAAAUGGCAGAAAUGAGAUGUUUUAGGAGCUAUUUGUUGCAGUGGCUUUGUCUCUUCAGAGAUCUAGUUAGGUUUAUUGCAAAUCUGUUAUAACACAGUUGCAGUGUACUUUGUCACCAGUGUAAGUCUUACUGAGGUCACUGGAUGCACAUAUCUAUUUGCAUAACCUUUGCUGAAGGUCUCCAUGGCUGCUAAAUUUCAGCGUGGAUUUUUUUUAAAAAAAACAAGCAAAACGGUUUGCCAUUCUCUGAAGGGUUGUGUGAACUGCAGAACAAGUGCCCGAGAAGGAAGGCAUUUGGCUUGUAGCAUAAGGGUUGUAGAGGUUCUUGAAUUACUACUCAAAGCACUCCAAAAGAACAGAUUUGUCUCAAACAUUACAUCUAAAUCACUUAAGAAAAAUUCUCUUGUAGCUUAUCCUCACUGCUCAACCUUUUCCAGACAUAAAGUACCUUCCUUCUGCAGCAUAACACUUCUUAAUCCGUACAUAUUGUCUCUCAAGCACUUUGUUGGCCUCCUGAGAAUCUCAUGUUGCACUUUGGCUUUCAGUUUCUGGUCUUCAUGGGUGCAAAUGAGAAACAAAACAGGUUGCUAAAGGAUAAAUUGCAAUUUUCCCCAGAUGGAAUUGUAACCAUGGGUGAGGAAACAAAAAAAAAAUGUGUUUUGGGCUUGGCACAAUGAUUCUGUAUCCUCCAGGUUCACCUUCUAGUGUUCUGUUAAGCAAGACUAUUCUUUCUUGGUUACUGUGGGAGGGAAUGAUUCAUAUAUGUAUUAAAGGUGCUUUUUGCAUUGAAGGAACUGCUACAUGUGUGGUGUGGGGCUGAUUUAAUAUCUGGUUUCAAGGAAAAGUUUCAAACAAAAGGAUUAAAAAAACACCGAUAAGGAGAGAUCCCACUGAGUUUGGUAGCCUCUAUUACACUCCAACCCUAAGCACUUAAGAGGAAGCCCCACUGACUUCAACAGAGCUUGCUUCCACCAAGAUUGCUGAUGUUACAACACAAUAAUAGCAUGAUUGUAAAAUUGCCAUGUGGAGACUAUUUAGAAGUCUGGGAAAUAAAACCUGCAGUCUACUGAUCUGCAAGCCAGAAUAACCUCUAUUGAUUUAAAUGGUCUACUCUGGAGCAAGUGGUUUGAUUUAUUGAAACUUAAAGGGGGAACCUUUCUAGUAUUUGUAACAAGUGGACCAUGUGUGUCUCAUAAGAUAGUGGAAGCAUUGUGAAGUUUAUCAACUGAACCUGGAGUGUACAGAAGACCUUGAACCACUUGUGUCUUUGUUUUUAUAAAUAUCUAUACUGACCAGGGCUUGCAGUGCAAAGCCGGGCCAAAGUAUAACUUUUAUUUACAAUAAAAUAACAUUUUCA
Messenger RNA from Rhineura floridana, 6759 nucleotides. RefSeq names its product mitogen-activated protein kinase kinase kinase 3 (gene MAP3K3). The record is from RefSeq and is a predicted model, not a curated record. Lineage: Eukaryota; Metazoa; Chordata; Lepidosauria; Squamata; Rhineuridae. Bases 363 to 2318 code for a protein of 651 amino acids. The transcript is spliced from 17 exons. Gene Ontology annotation, molecular function: protein kinase activity; protein binding; ATP binding. Gene Ontology annotation, biological process: protein phosphorylation.